This is a messenger RNA of Pedinophyceae sp. YPF-701, 2310 nucleotides long. The record is from the annotation of a GenBank genome assembly. Lineage: Eukaryota; Viridiplantae; Chlorophyta; Pedinophyceae.
AUGCGCUCCGAGCGCGGCGAGGGCCGCUUGUCGCGGCUGCGCGAGAACGCCGCCGUCAACGUCAUCAACGCCGCGAAGGCGUCGCUGAAGGAGCCCACGCGGCCCGUCACGCCCGCCGACCACUCGCGGCGACUGUUCACGCAUAACGAUUACAAUGAGCGCCCGCAGUCGUCGUACGGGCUUCCCGGCUCGCGGCAAUUCCUAGGAAGUCGCCAGAACGUGCUCGAUCUCGGCAGCGCGUCGCUCCCGGACGGGUUCGAGGGUUGGCGCGCGGGGGUUGAGGCGUCUCUCGCGGCGACGCGGGAACGGCCCGACGGCGGCGCGGACCCCGCGGCGGGGCUGCAGAUGAUCAUGCACGCCGUCGUGCACCUGUCGUCGCUCGUCGAAGCGGCCGCGAAGGGCAUGGAGCUCGGCCGGUGGCUUGCGCUGCCGACGUCGGAUCGCUUCGCCGCGGGGCUCGGCGCGGAGUCGCUGUCGAUGCGCGAGGCCAUCGAGGAGCACCUCGCGCACCUGAUGGACCUCAAGUCGCCGCCGCUGACGCUGCGGGCGUGCGCGGUGCUGCUCCAGGUGUCGACGUCGCCGACGACGCUGCACCAGACCGCGCGGACGGUGUUCCAGCUGUCCAAGUCCAACGCGAACGACGCGUCGUUCCGCGUCGAGGGCGUCCUCGGCGCCGUGCUCGCCGCGCUGUCCGGGUACACCGACGUGGCCCUGCCGCUCACCCCGACCGCACUGGUCCUCCUGUGCGGCGCGCUCAAGAACACGUCGCAGGACGCGUCGAAUCAGAAGGCACUCUUCCGGCUCAAGGCCGUUCCGAACGCGACGCGCUUGCUCUCGAAGCUCGCCGCGGUCGAGGGCGGCGCGGGCGGCCCGGACAUGGACGCCACGCAGGCGGCGCAGGUCGCGGUGCAAGUCAUGGGCAUGCUGCGCAACCUCGCGCUCGUGGCCUCGCAGGCGCGCACGUUCGCGCACUACGGCACGGUGCACGCCAUCCUCGCCGUCGUCGACGCGUUCCCCUCGCACCGGGAACUCAUGGCGGGCGCGCUGCGGGUCCUGUCGAAGCUGUCGAUGGUCGAGGCGUGCCGCGCGGAGCUGUCGUCCUCGCAGCCGGCCGUCGCGCUGCUCUGCGGGCUCCUGCAGCGCUGGCAGAGCGAGCGCGCGCUGCUCCUGCGCGCCGCGUUCGUGCUUGGAAACAUGACGGCGUCGAGCCCGCCCGCACGCGCGCGCGUGGCCGCCGUGAAGGGCGCUGUGCCGCUGCUCGUGGACCUCAUCGAGGAGGCGCUCGGGCCGAUGCCUGGGGAGGGGUCCGUGCCGCCCGGCGGCCCCGGGGCGGCGGCGCAGGAGGCGACGUGGCCACAGAGGGCCGAGCUGCUGGUGAAGCUCCUGCGGGUCGUGGCGAACCUGGCGAUCGACCCCGACGUGGGCGCGAAGCUGGCGUGCGACGCGCGGCUCGCGGAGGCCGUUGCGCGGGCUCUCACAGAGCACAGCCUGGCGACCGACGCGGAGCUGGUUCUGAACGCGGCGUGCGCGCUGACGAACCUGUCGUUCUACCUCGUCCCGGGCAACGAGUCGCUCGCCCUCGAGCCCGCGGAGAUUCUCCCCCCUUUGGUCCCCCUCCUCGUGUCGCACAACGACGAGGCGGCACUCGAGGCGGUGCGCGCGCUGGGCAACUUCUCGCGCGUGCCCCUGGCGCGCAAGUUCAUGGUCGACGCGCGCAUCGUCGAGGCGCUCUGUCUAAUUUUGGACCACGAGAGCCAGGACCUACUGUCCUCGGCAUGCGGCGCGCUCAUCAACCUGGCGGUCGACCCGCCCGCGCGCGCGGCGAUCGUCGACGCGGACGGGCCCGUCCUGCUCGCGGACGUCGUCGAGCGGGCCACCGCGGAGCCGCCCGCCGACGCGGGCGGUGCCGAGGGCCCCGGGGAGGUGUCCGCGGCUGCGGGGGGGGUCCCGCUGGCGUGCACGGCGCUGCGCGCGCUGUUCAACGUGGCGCACGCGGAGAUGACGGCGGACGCGGAGCCGACGGCGCUGUUCACGGCGCGGGAGCUGCAGGCGCUGCAGGAGGUGUUGGGGCGCUGCGCGGCGGUUGCAGCGGCGGCGCUGGCGGACGCGGCGGCGGGCGGGGACCGCGAGGCGUCCGCGGCGGCGGGGGAGCUGGCGCGCCUGGCGCCGAAAGUCGGGGCGCUGGUGGACACGCUGCCCGUGCUGGAGGACGCGGGCGACGAGGGCGCGCUCGAGGCGCUUUCGGAACCGGGGGAGUCGGAGCGUUCGGGCGACGAGCGCGCGCCGGAGGACGUCAGGCCGGGGCUGUAG